UUCCAAAAAAACGGAUUAAAAACUUGUGAAGACAUGAAUACUCUAUCGCCUACGUACAUUUCGACAUCACAUUAAUUAUGACACAUCAUAAUAUCCAGUCUAUGACAGUGUGAUUUUCUAUACAAAAGUAAUUGACGGAAAUGAUAUGGACUAAUGAACUUGAAUCGACAAUAGUUACGAAAUAUGUCGGUGUUGGGUGGUACUAGAAUGUAAUGUUUCGUCAUAUUGGUGAAUGAUGGUUGGUGUAUCAGAAUGUGUUAUGAAAUAAGCCACAAUGUCAGAGUAGAAUAAAAGUUACCCGCAUUCUGAAAGUCAACGGCAUUCGGAGUACCGCGCAUCUUCGGAAAGUCCUGAUAAGAGUUUUCUCCAUACCCUCGGCUGAUCAUCACGAUGUACUCCAUGUUGAGCAGGAGGGACGUCGCUCAGUCUCUAGAUCUAGGUCCAGAGCAAUUUUUCCAGGAUACAGGAAGCCCUAGCGGUGUGCCUCAGGAGAUCGCAGGGCGCAUCAUUUCAGCAGUCCUGGAGGUCAUCUCUACCUGCAGAUCCUUAUCAUCGCUCCUUCCUCGCGUUCUCUCACAUAAUAAGGUCGAGAGCAUACCAAACAUCGAUCUCUAUUUAGCAACUAGUAACGAUCUGGAAAGAUUCAUCCGAAGUAUGCCUCAGUACUUCACAAUCUCUGGCAGCCAUGUGAGAAGAGGUAAUAGCUUUGCGGAGGAUGUUUUCAAUGCAGCCAUUAGAAAGAGAGCGUUGGAGAUACACCCUUCAAGUAAUGUGAGAAAAGGUUUGGCUGCUGCCGCUUUGGGCGUACCAAAUGAUUUAUUUCAUGUGCUCAGUCAAACCCAAAUUAUCGAUUCAAUGAGGGACUGUAAUCGAGUUCUUGAUCCGAUCCUUGACCAGUCUAGAAGAGAGAGUGUGGUCAUUGGACUCGAUUGUGAAGGUGUCAACUUAGGGGAACGUGGAGGAUGCCUGACUCUUGUUCAGAUCUCGACCUGGGACGGGAAAGCAUUCCUCUUUGACGCCUUCAAGAACCCUCAGCUUCUCAAAGGAAACUCUAGUCUCAAGAAGAUACUAGAACAUAACAGCAUCCUUAAGGUGAUCCACGACUGCAAAUGCGACACCCAUGCACUGCACAAUGAAUUUGGUGUCAUACUCAAGAACGUGUUUGAUACGUCGAUUGCGAUGACCACUCUGAUGGAACAAUUAAACCGGUACCGAACCUACCGAAUUGGUUUCAAAGCUCUUUUGGAGCUUCUCGGAGAGGGAGCCCCUCACAGGGACGAUGAUGCAAUUAAACGGAAGAUGCGACACACACCAGAUAUCUGGAAGAGUCGACCAUUAACAGAAGAGAUGAUCUACUAUGCUGCAUCUGAUGCAUUGUGUUUGGUUCCCAGCCUCUACCUGAAACUCAGCAGUAUGAUGACACCUAUUUGGCAGGAUUACUUCAAGUGGGCUUGCAAGAAAACCGUUAACAACAUCCUGAAAUACAGACAGCAAAUUAGUUACCAUGGCAUCAACGCUGUCGAUCGCGAAAUCCGUCUAAAUGAGUAAAAUGUGUAAAAAUAUACAUGUAUAUUGGUUACUGUAACAUAUUACACAAUAAUAAUGUCUGACAAUGUAUUUACAAAACGAUAAAACUAGAUAAAGAGGGUUACAAGCCGACUAGCUUAUUACUAUCGUGUUUUAAUACUUUUAUAUAUGAUGUCAUAUAUUGUAUUGGAAAAAUGUACCGAAUGUAAAUGUCACAUUAAUGCACAUGCAUAAUGUUCGGGGAAAAGAUGUCAGAAGAUGACGACAUUAGAGAAAUCAAUAAGUCAAUUCAAUUUACCCGUUAGCAUGUACAUAAUCGUACAUUAAGAGGUGAUGAUAAGGCCUAAAAUAAAAACUUGUUGCAUUGCCCUUUGGGUGCCAAAACAUGGGUCGGUCGGUCGGA
Strongylocentrotus purpuratus (purple sea urchin) is the source of this 1930-nucleotide messenger RNA. RefSeq lists its product as uncharacterized. Gene Ontology annotation, molecular function: nucleic acid binding; 3'-5' exonuclease activity. The transcript is spliced from 6 exons. NCBI's taxonomy places the organism in Eukaryota, Metazoa, Echinodermata, Echinoidea, Camarodonta, Strongylocentrotidae. The record is from RefSeq and is a predicted model, not a curated record. Gene Ontology annotation, biological process: nucleobase-containing compound metabolic process. The coding region runs from base 391 to 1548 and encodes 385 amino acids.